Galeopterus variegatus (Sunda flying lemur) is the source of this 1555-nucleotide messenger RNA. RefSeq names its product DNA repair protein RAD51 homolog 2-like. NCBI's taxonomy places the organism in Eukaryota, Metazoa, Chordata, Mammalia, Dermoptera, Cynocephalidae. Gene Ontology annotation, molecular function: DNA binding. Bases 25 to 291 code for a protein of 88 amino acids. Gene Ontology annotation, cellular component: Rad51B-Rad51C-Rad51D-XRCC2 complex. The transcript is spliced from 4 exons. Gene Ontology annotation, biological process: double-strand break repair via homologous recombination. The record is from RefSeq and is a predicted model, not a curated record.
UUGACGAAUCAAAUUACAACCCAUAUGAGCGGAGCCCUCGCUUCUCAGGCAGACCUGGUGUCUCCAGCUGAUGAUUUGUCCCUGUCUGAAGGUACUUCUGGAUCGAGCUGUGUGACAGCCGCACUAGGAAACACCUGGAGUCACAGUGUGAACACCCGACUGAUUCUCCAGUACCUUGAUUCAGAGAGAAGACAGAUUCUCAUUGCUAAGUCCCCACUGGCUCCCUUCACCUCAUUUAUCUACACCAUCAAGGAGGAAGGUCUGGUUCUUCAAGGCCAACAGAGGCCAUAGGUAUACUGUGACCUUUGUCUAGAGCUGAUGGGGGCGUGAUUCGUGAAAUGAAACAGGACUGUGCUGCUUGGAAGAAGGAAACGGAAGCCAACAUAAUGGGGAUUAAUUAGUUGAUUGCUGUUGAGAUGGUAACAGAUUUACUCCUAGACCAUGGAGCCAGUGAUUUCAGACCUAGCAGGGAAGGUGAAGAUGAAGAAGCCAUUGUUUGGGUCUCUAGAUGUGUAGGGCUGAGGGCUUUGCCUCCAUGGGAUGUCAACAGCCAUAACAAUAAUAAUUUGCACUUAUAUAGCACCUUUCAACCAGGCACCACAAAGCGGUUUAACCACAUUAAUUAAUUAAAGCCCACAAUCCCCCUGGGGAGAGGAGGAGGAUGACUAAUAAGAUUUGUGAUUACAAGAGGGAACAUUUCCGAAUAAAGUAUUGUCCACCAAAUAAAAAGAGUAGGUGUAAAGGAAUCGGGAUCUCCAAAGAGUAACUGAUUCAGAAAUGAAAUCAUGGAAUGACAGGAGGAGACCCGGGUGGGCAUGGACGUGGGGGUCUGCUCUUGUGUCAGAGGGAGGUCGAUGGCCUCAGAAUUCACUGACAGGUUCAGAUCCAACUGAGAAGCGGAGCAUGUAUGGUAUUAGUGGCAUUUGGAAGGUCAUUAGUGGCGUAACUAUUGUAGUGUAAAUCCAAGUUUCACUGGUAUAUUGUGUAUAGCCCUGCAGAACAAAGAGUGAGAUUCAUGCAGUAUUUAAUCAAGGAUGAAAUGAUUUCUUUAGAUUUAAAGCCCAAAGCUGGGCCAGUUAAUUAGCAAAUAAAUCAACUAGUGACCCAUAGGAUAAUUUAGUCGUUUCCAGUAGAACGCCCAGCCUACUUGCUCCCACUACCAUGAGGCUUCUGACUGAAGUAUCAGGCUGGGUUUAAUGCAAGGUCUGGGGGCUUCAGCCCCUUCAAAGUCAGGCAUUCAAUCUUCCCAGCCUUUAGGACCCCUCUUACCCAAGUUGUUAGUGACCCCAAGCUGUCCUACAUAAAAUCACUUUGUACCUACUCCCCCUUCCACAAUUUUACAUGCCUUGGGGCUAGAAUCAAGUCUUAUCCCAUUCCGUGUCUCCUAUCAAUGCCCAACAGAAGGCUGCUUAUUUUUGUACCCUCUUGAGGACAUCUCUUUCAUCUAUAGUUAAGUCAUCAAAGGCUUAUUGGUUUUGGUUUUGAGUCACUUAAUAGGUACCUUUGGCUUAAAAGAAGAAAAAGGUAAAUAAACAUAUAUGCUUUUUCUUGUUAA